This is a messenger RNA of Vicugna pacos (alpaca), 5771 nucleotides long. The record is from RefSeq and is a predicted model, not a curated record. Lineage: Eukaryota; Metazoa; Chordata; Mammalia; Artiodactyla; Camelidae.
AUGGCGCCGUUCCGCACCUGGCGAGACGCCCCCACGCCCCGCACCGGGAGCAACCUGCGCCAGCUCACUCUCAGCGCAGCGGGGGGCUCGGGGGCCGACCAGAUCGACUCCCCCGACACCCCCCAGCUCGUGCUGCCGGCCAAUAUCGGGGACAUUGAGGUGCUGAACCUGGGGAGCAACGGCCUGGAGGAGGUGCCCGACGGGCUGGGCUCGGCGCUGGGCAGCCUGCGCGUCCUGGUCCUGCGCCGGAACCGCUUCACCCGGCUGCCCCCAGCGGUGGCCGAGCUGGGCCAUCACCUUACGGAGCUAGACGUGAGCCACAACCGGCUGAGCGUCCUGGGCGCCGAGGUGGUAAGUGCCCUGCGCGAACUGCGGAAGCUCAACCUCAGCCACAACCAGCUGCCCUCCCUGCCCGCCCAGCUGGGCGCCCUGGUCCACUUGGAGGAGCUGGACGUCAGCUUUAACCGGCUGACGCACCUGCCCGACUCCCUCUCCUGCCUUUCCCGCCUGCGCACCCUCGACGUGGACCACAACCAGCUCACGGCUUUUCCCAGGCAGCUGCUGCAGCUGGUGGCCCUGGAGGAGCUAGACGUGUCCAGCAAUCGGCUGCGGGGCCUCCCUGAGGAUAUCAGUGCCCUGCGUGCACUCAAGAUCCUCUGGCUGAGCGGGGCCGAGCUUGGCACCCUUCCCAGUGGCUUCUGCGAGCUGGCCAGCCUGGAGAGCCUCAUGCUGGACAACAACGGGCUGCAAGCUCUGCCCGCCCAGUUCAGCCGACUGCAGCGACUCAAAAUGCUCAACCUCUCCUCCAACCUCUUUGAGGAGUUCCCUGCUGCGCUGCUGCCCCUGGCUGGGCUGGAGGAGCUCUACCUUAGUCGCAACCAGCUCACCUCAGUGCCAUCCCUUAUCUCGGGCCUGGGCCAUCUUCUCACCUUGUGGCUAGAUAAUAACCGGAUCCGCUACCUGCCGGACUCUAUCGUGGAGCUGACCGGCCUGGAGGAGCUAGUCCUCCAGGGGAACCAGAUCGCUGUGCUGCCAGACAACUUUGGCCAGCUCUCCCGGGUAGGCCUGUGGAAGAUCAAGGACAACCCGCUUAUCCAGCCCCCCUACGAGGUCUGUAUGAAGGGGAUCCCCUACAUCGCAGCCUACCAGAAGGAGCUGGCUCAUUCCCAGCCAGCAGUCCAGCCCCGCCUCAAGCUGCUCCUGAUGGGCCAUAAGGCUGCGGGAAAGACCCUGCUUCGUCACUGCCUCACUGAGGGCAGAGUGGAGGGGAAUCAGGGUGGAGGUGACAAGGAGAAGAGCUAUCUCCCUUCACCUCCUCCUGUGAGCAAGGGCAUCGAGGUGACCAGCUGGACAGCAGAUGCCUCCCGGGGCCUGCGUUUCAUCGUGUAUGACUUGGCCGGGGAUGAAAGUUACGAGGUGAUCCAGCCCUUCUUCCUCUCCCCCGGGGCCCUUUACGUGCUGGUGGUUAACUUGGCCACCUAUGAGCCGCUGCGCUUUCCCACCACCGUGGGCUCCUUCUUGCAUCGGAUGGGGGCCCGGGUGCCUCAUGCCGUCGUGUGCAUUGUGGGCACCCACGCCGACCUGUGUGGGGAGCAGGAGCUGGAGGAGAAGUGUCUGGACAUUCACCGCCAGAUCGCCCUGCAGGAGAAACACGAUGCUGAGGGGCUGAGCCGUCUGGCCCAGGUGGUGGACGAGGCACUGGCCCGGGACUUCGAGCUGCGUUCCGCCAGCCCGCAUGCAGCCUACUACGGUGUUUCCGACAAGAACCUUCGGCGGCGCAAGGCUCACUUCCAGUACCUGCUCAACCACCGGCUGCAGAUCCUCUCCCCCGUGCUGCCCGUGAGCUGCAGGGAUCCCCGCCAGUUACAGCGCCUUCGGGACAAAUUGCUCUCAGUGGCUGAGCACCGGGAAAUCUUCCCCAACUUACACAGAGUGCUUCCUCGAUCCUGGCAGGUACUGGAGGAGCUGCACUUCCAGCCGCCUCAGGCGCAGCGGCUCUGGCUCAGCUGGUGGGACUCGGCUCGCCUGGGCCUGCAGGCGGGGCUGACCGAGGACCGGCUGCAGAGUGCCCUCUCCUACCUGCAUGAGAGCGGCAAGCUGCUCUACUUUGAGGACAGCCCGGCUCUCAAGGAGCACGUCUUCCACAACCUCUCGCGCCUCAUCGACAUCCUCAACGUCUUCUUCCAGAGGGAUCCUUCCCUGCUGCUGCAUAAGCUGCUCUUAGGGACCAGCGGUGAGAGCGAGGGGGAGGGCGAGAGCUCCCCCCUAAUGGCUCUGUCCACCCAGAGCCAGGACACGCUUCGGGCCACGCAGCUCCAUCAUUACGUGGAGGGCUUUCUGCUUCACGGGCUCCUGCCAGCCCAUGUCAUCCGGUUGCUGCUUAAGCCUCAUGUCCAGGCUCAGCAGGACCUGCAGCUGCUGCUGGAGCUGCUGGAGAAGAUGGGACUCUGUUACUGCCUCAACAAAUCCAAGGGCAAGCCUUUGAAUGGGUCCACGGCCUGGUACAAGUUCCCGUGCUAUGUGCAGAACGAGGUGCCUCACGCGGAGGCCUGGAUUAAUGGGACCAACCUGGCCGGGCAGUCUUUUGUGGCUGAGCAAUUGCAGAUUGAAUAUAGUUUUCCCUUUACUUUUCCACCUGGCUUGUUUGCACGCUACAGUGUCCAGAUUAACAGCCAUGUGGUGCACAGGUCGGAUGGCAAACUUCAGAUCUUUGCAUAUAGAGGGAAAGUCCCUGUGGUGGUGAGUUACAGACCUGCCAAGGGGGUCCUGCAGCCAGACACUCUGUCCAUUGCCAGCCAUGCAUCAUUACCAAACAUAUGGACGGCAUGGCAAGCCAUAACUCCCUUGGUAGAGGAACUGAAUGUCCUACUUCAAGAAUGGCCUGGACUGCACUACACUGUGCACAUUCUCUGUUCUAAGUGCCUUAAGAGAGGGUCGCCCAAUCCACAUGCUUUCCCAGGGGAGUUGCUGAGUCAGCCCAGACCGGAAGGAGUGGCAGAGAUCAUUUGUCCCAAGAACGGCAGCGAGCGGGUGAAUGUUGCCUUGGUGUACCCACCCACACCGACUGUGAUCAGCCCCUGUUCCAAGAAGAAUGCUGGUGAAAAGCACAGAAACCAGUGACUUUUAUGGCUGUGGAAUUUCCGUGGAGAUAAGAGCCUCAUCGGGACUGAAGCUGGACCAUCCUUCGUGCCCGGCACACCCUGCGUCCUCCCGGGCACGUUCCAGGACCUUGCGUGCGUACGUGUGCAGGGUGCUUUCCGGGGAGGAGGCACACCUAGCUUGUAGGUGAGGCGGGAGGGGAGGAGGGGAGGAUGGGAGAGAAUAUGGAGCAAAUAUUUUACAACCUGAACCUCAGAACUGUGAUCCUCCAAGGAGAGCGCUACUUGAAGAAAAGGAAAAAAAAGUCAAAUGGCUUCUCAGGGAUUUUGUUUUCCAUGCACAUAUAAGCCAUAGUUCCAGGAAAGGUGGCAGUAUUUAGAGCACUCAGAUUUCAGUUCUGUUAAAUGUGAAAGAGGGAUUGACUGACCAUUCAUUGCCGUUCCAUAACUAGUGUAAAAUAUGUAUAUGUUUAUCUUUAUUUUUAUAAUAUGCAAAUACAUUUAAAUUUAUACAGUUUGAAGCUUCUAGCGUUAGCUGACACUGGGUGCAAUAUUCUGACGAGAACUGUGCCAAGAUGGGGCUUUCUUAUUUUAGCCUAGGAUCUUCUUGUUUAUUCUUUAUUCUUUAAUCCUUUGCAGAUUAAAAAAAAGAAAGAUAUUUCUCUCUCUGCCCACGGAUUAAGUGUUAGUUCAUAGAGGUUGACACUAUCAGUAAGUUGUGCAUUUCAGGUCCCCUCCCCUCCUUUUAAAUAAAGGUCCCUGCCUGCAAACCGCUAGGCAGGGCAAUAGGGUUAGUCCUGUCCUUUGCCCACAUAUCACUAGUGCUGGGCAGAGUCCUCCUUCCUUCAGGCUUUGUGAUGACUGAGUUGUCCCUGGCUGAGAGGCUGAUAGGGGCCUGAUGUUAGGGUUCGUCAGGGGACGGGGACGAAGGGCUCCAUGAAUCCAUGGAAAAGCGGAGUCUUGCAAUAGCUUAUGAUAAUCAGGAGUCUGUUGUGAAGUGUGUGAAGAGCUCUGCUAACAAGUCCUUUGCCCCCCAGAACAGCCUGUGCAGUUUAGCAGGGUGCUCGAAGCCCCCCCGCCCCGGGCUGCCCGGCCCCCAGCCCGGGGGCUGCCCGCCUGGGUGCGCGGCUCCUGGUGCCAGGCUGCUGCCGGGGCCUAGUGAAAGCCUGGUUUUAAAAUCUCCACAAGGUGGAACUUAAAAAGCCAACCAACCAAACUGCUCCCUCUCCUACUUCUCAUCCAGCCCAGACAGCCUCCUCUACAACAGUAACACAUUCUUUUAAGAAUGUGAAGGGUUCUUUUUACAUCUGCCUCCUCCCGUGUUGACUGAAAAUGUGUAAAACUGCUUCUCGCUCGUGGGAAGCAAGAAAAGUGAGUCCGCUGGUAUUAUUCUUUGACUUCCUUUAUCAAGUAUUGACUCUUAGAAUGGCGCAGUAUGUGAAGUCUCCACAUAUUUUUUAAAAGAAAUAACAAAGCAGCAAGUGGCCACAGUGGGGAAAACCAUGAAUUGAUUUUUGUAGAUUAUUUUGUGCCCCAGGAGUGAACCUCGUUAACUCCAGAACCUCCAGGGAAACACGACUGGACUCUUACACUCCUAAAAUCAAAUGGGAUCAGACUAGUUCUGUACUUUUUAAUACUUGAAAUAGAAUACGACACCUUGAAUUGGGAUUUCAUCUUCUUUUAAACACAGUCACAAGACUCAUCUGGUUCAUCCUUUGUCACAGUUCUCCUGUGCGUGUGCAUGUGCGCGUGGGGGUGUGUGUGUGUGAACUAAAUGGUAACAUUUAAUUGCUUUGGGGGGCAGAAAAGUUUUGAUUGGCACUGGACGGUUCCUAAACUGUCAAAUUAACUGACUUUGACCAGUCUUCUGAAAAGACAGUUAAGUGUGUGACUUCAGGCUAACUCCCCAGGGGACCGUAUUAAUGGGGGAAAAAAAGCUCCUUUGGGUGACACAUCCUGCAAAGUGUUUGCUAUUAUGAACAUAGAUGCCCACAUUCUUAAUAUCUGCUAUUUUCUGACAAGUGAUGUUUUCUGCUGUCAUCUGAACCCUAGAGAAGCAGUGUGAGAGGAAAUCUUGGUGUCACAUGUAUUUUAGCAAGAAGGUCGGCAUGAUAGAGGGUCAUGUGACCAAAAGCAGCUCCAGAAAAGCUUGAGAACUUGCCUCAGGAGGAGGGGAGGGUGGGAGAUAGAGAAAACACUCCGCUCUGUAGGAACUGUCUUCAUCCAUGCAGGAAAUUCCAUGUUCUCUUUCAACACCUGGGAGGACUCAGCCAGGGAGGCUGACAGGCAAUUCGCUCAGCACAAGGGGAACCUUUUCCAACAAAGUCGUCCCCUGCCUCACAAGCAGACGCCCUCCAAGUUUGUUAUGGUUUCUAUUCCUGCAACGUGUGGUAUCAAAACCACUUCCUGGAAUUGUAAAAACGCUGCCAGAAUAAAUGUUUUUCCCCCUUCCAAGAAAAAAAACGACAGUGCUCGUAUCUGACACUUGUGCAUUGGACUGAAUGAAUAAAAAGGAAAGGGUUUGGUGUAAUUCCUGCUAGGGUGUGUGUUCUUUUUCAUGCCACAGUUUGUGAAUUGUAAUUGUGGUUUCCUAUUUAAUUGUCAUGACCGGGCAGAAAUUAAAAAAAAAAUUCAAAAAGGUGUAAUAAAAAUACAAAGAAAUGGUUAAGCAAU